AAAAUUUUAGGUUAUGUUAUUAAUGUUUACAAUGUUUCGCACAUGCAAAUGCAUGGAGGUCUGGUAAAAGUUUUGACAUUUGAAUUUAUUUUUAUAUUCACUUUGUAAUUAUUUUGUAAAAUGCCUCCUAAAAAGGGUCAAUCUAAAGCCCCAGCUAAAGGAAAAAGUGAAGAUUCUGAAAAAGCUGGAGCAUCUAAAGAAAAAAAAGGUGGCACAGCAGUGAAAGUUCGUCAUAUUCUAUGUGAAAAGCAAGGCAAGUGCUUAGAAGCACUUGAGAAAAUUAAGAGUGGCCAACGAUUUCCAGAUGUUGCCAUGGCUUAUAGUGAAGAUAAAGCUCGACAAGGAGGUGAUCUAGGCUGGAUGACUCGUGGCUCAAUGGUAGGGCCAUUUCAAGAUGCUGCAUUUGCAUUGCCUAUUUCAACUGUAAAUAAUCCAAUAUAUACUGAUCCUCCAAUUAAAACUAAGUUUGGUUAUCACAUUAUUAUGGUCGAAGGAAAAAAAUAA
This is a messenger RNA of Ctenocephalides felis (cat flea), 504 nucleotides long. RefSeq names its product peptidyl-prolyl cis-trans isomerase NIMA-interacting 4. The record is from RefSeq and is a predicted model, not a curated record. The transcript is spliced from 2 exons. Gene Ontology annotation, molecular function: DNA binding; peptidyl-prolyl cis-trans isomerase activity. Gene Ontology annotation, biological process: rRNA processing. Lineage: Eukaryota; Metazoa; Arthropoda; Insecta; Siphonaptera; Pulicidae. The coding region runs from base 121 to 504 and encodes 127 amino acids.